AUGUCGGUCACUCUGCACACCACCCUCGGUGACAUCAAGGUGGAAGUGUUCUGCGAAACAACACCACGUGCAGCUGAAAACUUCCUCGGUCACUGUGCAGCUGGCACAUACAACGACGUCAAAUGGCACCGCAACAUCAAGGCGUUCAUGAUCCAGACCGGCGAUCCAACGGGUACAGGCAAAGGCGGCCAGUCAAUCUGGGGCAAGCCUUUCGCCGACGAGAUCCGAUCUACACUCAAGUUCGACCGCCGAGGUAUCGUCGCAUGUGCCAACGCAGGUCCGGAUACCAACAAGUCGCAAUUCUUCAUCACCUACGCCAAACAGCCGCAUCUGGACGGGAAGUACACCAUCAUCGGUAAGGUCAUCGAUGGCGCAGAGGACGGAGGAACGCUGGACGCCAUGGAGGUUGUCCCGGUCGAUAGUAAGAACAGGCCGACAAGCGAGAUCAGGAUGACCAGCGUCACGGUUCAUGCCAACCCGAUUGCAAUGAAAGCAAUCGGCAAGUGA
Messenger RNA from Sporisorium graminicola, 507 nucleotides. RefSeq lists its product as uncharacterized. Gene Ontology annotation, molecular function: peptidyl-prolyl cis-trans isomerase activity. The record is from RefSeq and is a predicted model, not a curated record. Gene Ontology annotation, biological process: protein peptidyl-prolyl isomerization. NCBI's taxonomy places the organism in Eukaryota, Fungi, Basidiomycota, Ustilaginomycetes, Ustilaginales, Ustilaginaceae. Gene Ontology annotation, cellular component: catalytic step 2 spliceosome. The transcript is spliced from 2 exons. The coding region runs from base 1 to 507 and encodes 168 amino acids.